AUGAGUUAUUAUCCUCCAAUGAUGCCCCUUUAUAUGAUGCCACCUGGAAAUAUCAAUACCAUUAGUAAUGAUAAUGAUAACGGUGAUAAUAUUAUACAGUUACCGUCAUAUGUAGUGGAGCAAAACCGAAAACAGAAUAACAAUACUUUUACUCAAAAAAAUAUUAAACAAAAGAAAAAAAAUAAAAAUAAGAAAAAAGUCUUAAAUGAUAGAUUGGACAAUGCUAAUGCUAAUAUUGUCACUUUAGCUGAAAAUUACGCCACAAAUGAAAAAGAGCGUGGUGCUAUAUUAGAAAAUAGUACAACUAAUCACUAUAAUACCGCUAACAAUACUGCAAAUAAUAAUAAUUUAUACUAUGUAUGUUAUGUUCCAAGUAAAGAUUCCGGUUCUCCUAUGGAAUAUGGCAAUGGCAUGUAUACACCGACACUAUCGUCUACAGUGUAUAAUAAUCAGUCCUUCUCUCCAAUAAAUACGCCUUAUAGUGUUUCUAAUAAUAAUAAUGGUGAUAAUGUUACUGCGCCGUUGUAUAAUCCUUGUUAUUAUUCUUUAGGAGGAAGUGAUGUAUUACCAAAUAAUAGUAGCAGCAGCAGCAGCAUUAGGAGCAACAGCAGAAGUUGUAGUGAAAUCUCGUCACAGACUAUAAAUAUUUGUAAUAAUAAUAAUUUGCCCGACAACAACAAUCAUAAUACUAAUAGUAAUAAUAAUAAUAGUAAUAAUAAUAGUAAUAAUAGUAAUAACAAUAAUAGUAAUAAUAAUAAUAGUAAUAGUAAUAAUAAUAAUAAUAGUAAUAGUAAUAAUAAUAUUAAAAGUAAUAAUAAUAAUAAUAAUAUUAAUAAUGAUAGUAACAGUAAUAGUAAUAAUCCAAUUAAUCAACCACUACUUUAUCCACCUAUACCUUCCAUACCAUAUCCCUUGGUGCCAUCUCUUACUUUCCCCAAUUCACACCAACCUCAACAACCCAUUACUAAGAUGAUUAGAAUAGAUUAUAUCCCAAUGGGAAAAACUUGGAAAGACAUUAAAUAUUUUAUUGGGGGUGUGAUUCAUCAUACUCAAAUUUUGCAAGUAACUAUCCUACCUGAGAGUCAACAACCUAAUCCAAAAAAAUCACUUUCAUGUACAGUUUUAUUUCAAUCAGAAAAAGUUGUACCCACUAUAAUACUCAAAUUAAAUGGUGCCAAAUGGGGUUCUAACACAUUAUUAGCUUAUCCAAUAGCUCAUUAUGACACUAAUUUGACUAUAUUUAAUAAUAAUAAUAAUAAUAAGAUUAGAAGUAAGGAUAAUAAUGGUGGUAAUGAUAAUUUGACGCCAAUACCUAACACACUACAUGAACCUGCCACAGCAACUGUACUUCCCACUCAAUAUAUCCCCCAUUUUAUGCCCCAAAUGAUACCGUAUCAAGAUUUAUCACAACCAUAUUUUAUUACUACUAAUAAUGACAAUCACAUGGAAGACCAAAAGAGUUUUAGCAAUACCGCACCUAAUUAUGAUGAAAAAGAUACUAAUAGUUCCCCCAAUUCAAAUUACUUUAAACCUAUUAUAUCACCUAUUCAACAACAACAAAUGUAUUUUGUGCCUUUCGGGAGAGGUGAAGAGAUAGGAACUGGAGCGCUGCCACCACCUUUGAUUCGUGAUUCUUCUGGCCUCGUUCUGCCAGGUUUUUUACCACAUACUAAUGUUGGUAGUAAUGGUAAUGCUUCCUCAAUGCACCAGCCUAAUUAUAUCUAUUUCGGACCAAAUGGGCCAUCGUUUAUUCCACCUUCUCUUCCUCCCCCACCUUUUCUUGCACCUAUAUCGCCGCAACAGCAGCAUCAACCAUCAGCAUUACAGGUUUCUUCAAUUUCGAGUAAUUCUAAUAGCAAUGGCAAUGGUGCAAAUGACCUAUCAAUGUUUCCUAAUAGUACUAAUAUCAAGAACAACAAGAUUGUGGCUAAACAUAAAAAUAAGAGAAAAAAGAGUGAUGGCGAGACUGACAAGAAUGGUAUAACCAUUAGACCUACUAAUGGAAUGGAAUCAGCCACGAAUUCUACGUUUGUCAAUUAUCCAGUAGCAACUGUUCCAUUUUCACCUCUGACUGAUCUCACAUCCCCACCCGUGCCACUACCUUCUUCCGAAUCUUCUGAAUCUUCCUAUUCAUAUUCUUCAGCUGCUGCUAUUGCUGCGUUGAAUUACAACUCAAUGUUUGGUUUAUCUGUACCAUCCCAACAACAACAACACCCACUUAUUUUUGGCAAUUUUAAUGGUGAUAAUGGCACUGGUAAAAAUAGUAAUAUUAUAAACAAUACUAAUAACAAUAAUAAUAAUACCUAUACAGAAUUUACGCCUUUAUAUGGUUUGCUCCAAGAGUUUUCAGAAGCAUCUUUUAGAAAGCAGAUGAGCGAGCGAAAAAUGUAUUAUCAAUUAAAAUUAACCAAUUUUCCCAGGAAUGUCAGGAUUAGAUGGACUAACUUGAAGGAUUUUAUUAAAACCCAAGUUUUAAGGGAUUAUUAUGAAGCUAAAAUAAAAGAGCGUCAAAAUCUGCAACACCACCGUUUUCAUGAUGAAGAUCAUAAAAUGAAUAACAAAGCCAAUGUUAUUGAUAACACUCGCACAAGCAACGAUAAAAAUUCUGCGUUGAAAUUUUCUAAUUUCAAAAAUGAUUUCUACGUUGGCGUGUAUCAAGAAGUUAGGGGGCCAGAUGAUGCAGUUUGUGAUAUUUUUGGUGAUGGGGAGGAUUUAGACGGUAAAGAAGAGAGUUGUACCAUUAUCUCUUCUAAUGGUUCUAGGGAUUCCAUUUCGAGUGGUAGUAGUAGUAGUAGUAGUAGUGGUGGUAGUAGUGGCAAUAAUAGUGCCUUGGUUGAGAAUGAAAUCAUAUAUAAGGCCAUAUUAGGAUUUAUUAACGAGGAAAUGAUGGACGUAUGCAAAAAAAACUUGUCAAAAUUUGAUUUUAUAUUACCUGGUUGUCAUUUACUUUAUGAACAAUUAAUGCCCGUCGAAUUACAUGAUGUAAGUGGGAGCCGUUAUGCUGAUAAUGAGAAGGUUAGAUAA
Messenger RNA from Saccharomycodes ludwigii, 3024 nucleotides. RefSeq lists its product as uncharacterized. NCBI's taxonomy places the organism in Eukaryota, Fungi, Ascomycota, Saccharomycetes, Saccharomycodales, Saccharomycodaceae. The transcript has a single exon. The coding region runs from base 1 to 3024 and encodes 1007 amino acids. The record is from RefSeq and is a predicted model, not a curated record.